AUGAAGCAGAGUGAAGUUGUAUCAGCUGCCCCAAAGGGUUUCUUCACCAUUCCAAAUGCUGCUGCUGGUGCUACAUCAUUGUCCAGCGCCGUUGAGAAUAGUGCCACUUCUGUUCUCACCGCACCCUCAGCCACGACCACGGCAUCCGCUCAGGGCUUCCAGCCUAUUGCACUCUCCUCUAGCGCCUCUCUCGCGACAUCCGCCCUCGAGUCAAGCGUAUCAUCCGCCUUGACGUCUGCAUUGGCAUCUGUCUUGACCUCUGACCUAUCUCAGACACUGGCCACUUCUGAGCUUCUUUCAAACAAUGCCACCGCAGCACUUACUCCUCUGGGUAGCGCCGGGGGAGCAGCAACUGCCACUGCCACUGCUACAGCCGUGAACAGUCCUCUACAGCCCUUGCCUGGGUCUUCCGUCGCGGCCACGGCAUCUCUCCAACCUUUGAACGGUGCAGAAGGGAGCGCCUCGACCACCACGGCCGCCGGCCUCGAGCCCUUGAGCAAUGCAGCAGCAGAUGCCACUAGUACGUCGUUGAAGCCGCUUGGCGGCACCGAGGCGGCCACAUCGCUGCAGCCACUGAGCAGCAUCACCGGAAGCGCGCAGUCGGCAGCAACCACCUUCUUCCAGUCGGGCAGAGCAGGCGCCUCUGGAACCGUGACAGCUACCAACGGGUUCAACUCAGCCGUGGCCAGCUCAGUGCUUACCGCCAAGGCGGCCACGAAUGUCAUGCUGCCUUGGAUGUUGUCGGUAGUGCUUGCUGGUAUCACUGCCUGCCUCCUGCCGUGA
Messenger RNA from Pestalotiopsis fici W106-1, 783 nucleotides. RefSeq lists its product as uncharacterized. The record is from RefSeq and is a predicted model, not a curated record. The transcript has a single exon. The coding region runs from base 1 to 783 and encodes 260 amino acids. NCBI's taxonomy places the organism in Eukaryota, Fungi, Ascomycota, Sordariomycetes, Amphisphaeriales, Sporocadaceae.